Messenger RNA from Anguilla rostrata (American eel), 3129 nucleotides. Its product is annotated as potassium channel subfamily K member 1-like. Gene Ontology annotation, molecular function: outward rectifier potassium channel activity; potassium ion leak channel activity. Lineage: Eukaryota; Metazoa; Chordata; Actinopteri; Anguilliformes; Anguillidae. The coding region runs from base 219 to 1229 and encodes 336 amino acids. The transcript is spliced from 3 exons. Gene Ontology annotation, biological process: potassium ion transmembrane transport; stabilization of membrane potential. The record is from RefSeq and is a predicted model, not a curated record. Gene Ontology annotation, cellular component: plasma membrane.
ACACGUUCACCUGUGAAGUCACCCGCCACAUCACCUCGCGUUCAGCAAACUGACGGUACAGGAAGGAAGAGGAAACUGGUCAAAGAAAAGAAAGAAAUAAGUUGCGAAUUCGCCAUCAUGUCAUGCGGUACUGAUAGGCAGUAGUAAAGAGACUUUAGAUUAAAAUAUUUACAUGUUUCUAAAGUUACGCGUUUGAAACUGUUUGAAAGCUACUGGAAAUGUUACAGUCUGUGCCCAGCGGCUCAUGCGUACGGCUGGUUCAGAACAAUAGAUCGACAUGUUAUUUUUUAUUUCUUGUCCUGGGUUACACUCUCUAUCUGAUCUUCGGCGCAGUGAUCUUCUCCUCGGUGGAGCUGCCCUACGAAGACCUUCUACGACAGGAGCUCCAGGCCAUCAAGGACAAGUUCCUCCAGGAGAACGAAUGCAUAUCGGAGGAGCGCCUGUAUGCCUUUUUGGAGAAAGCGCUAGAGGCCAGUAACUAUGGGGUGUCUGUUCUGAACAAUGCCUCAGUCAAUUGGAAUUGGGACUUCGCCUCGGCGCUUUUCUUCGCCAGUACCGUGCUUUCCACUACAGGGUACGGCCACACGGUGCCACUGUCAGACGGAGGCAAGUCCUUCUGCAUCAUCUACUCUGUGAUCGGGAUCCCCUUCACCCUGCUGUUCCUCACGGCAGUGGUGCAGAGGAUCAUGGUCUUCAGCACCCGGCGGCCGGUGCAGUACAUCCACAUGCGCUGGGGCCUGUCCAAGUCGCUGGUGGGCGUGGUGCAUGCCACCAUCCUGGCCUUGGUCACGGCCUCCUUCUUCUUCCUCAUCCCCGCCGUGAUCUUCACCCUCCUGGAGGAUGAGUGGAACUUCCUGGAGUCCUUCUACUUCUGCUUCAUCUCCCUCAGCACCAUCGGGCUGGGAGACUACGUCCCGGGGGAGGGCUCCAAUCAGAAAUUCCGGGACUUGUACAAAGUGGGCAUCACCGUGUACCUGCUCCUGGGCCUGGUGGCCAUGCUGGUGGUGCUGGAGACGUUCUGCGAGCUGCAGCAGCUGAAGGAUCUGAGGAAGAUGUUCUACCUGAGGAAGGAGCGGCCGGAGGACCGCUUGAACAUCCUGGAGCACGACCACCUGUCCUUCUCCUCCGUGACCGAGCAGGUCACACCCCUCCCAGAGGAGAGGACUGAGCCCUACAUUAAGGGUCAGGUCCUGGGGCCCCCUGAGGGGGAGGAGCCCGUUGUCCGAUAAGUGGGCGGAGUCUGUGGAAUGUGUGUGUGUGUGUGUGGGGGGGGGUCGGGCGUCGCGUCGUGUUACAGGGUUGGGUACCAUUAUCAUAAAAGGGAACAGUCCCAUUAUCAGAUAAGAGGUGGACUGGGAUGCAGGGUACCUAGCAGUCAGCCCUUGCUGUGAGGGAGGAAGGGGGUCACUAAGACCUUGAAUGAAUUCCCAAAAAUGUGCAGAGCUGUCACUUUACCAUUGACCUGCUGUCCUGGACCAGAUACAUUGUUUAAUUGUGGGGAGGAAAGUCUUUUUUUAUUUAAUCAAAUGAGCAAGGUGUUGUAUAGUGUGCUGUAGCUCCACCAAUCAUGGGUUGAGGAAGUGGCAUAUCCCAGAACAAUGUUUCACCUACGUGAAAGGUUUCGCUAGCUUUACCAUAGAAACACAAAAUAGCUUCAAUUUUAAAUCUUCUAUUGUAUAUUAUGUCUUAGUUACUAAAGUUAUUCUGGAAAUUAAGGCAACUUUGUAAAUCUAAUGCAUAUAGUAUUAAAGUGUGUAGCUGUACAUAUGGAUAGUGUGUAUAAACAUAAAGUGAUUAAGAGACCUUAACAGCUGUCCUGCUGAGAUUUGGUCAGUGUUUUGGUCAUAGUUUUUAAACCAGGAGGUAAGGGUUUCAGAAAGGCACUAGACAAAUUAAAGAAAAAUAAAUGAAUUAAAUGGGUAAUCGAUCCUGAUGUUUAGAGACUCAGAUCCGUGCAUAUUCCUUGUGCAGAAAACCUGUGGAACUUGUGUGAUCCUCACGUCUGAAAUUCUAAAAACAUAUGCAUAUCUUGAGGGUAGAUUUUACUGGAUGGCUUUUGACUCAGGAAAUGGGAAAUGUCCAAUCAGAAUCCUGUGUUCUUAUCUAUCUAAUGAUUUUUUAGCAGCUGUAUGUUGGCUAUUUAUUUCAGUUCAUUUGUAAUUUUCAAGUUAUUAUUUUACAGCAGGUUCUGAUAUACCAUCUCACUGUUGACAGUUUUUUACGCGACUUGCAUCCCAGGAAAAUAUCACCAAGAAAAAUUAAACCCAUUGAAUUUUUUGGGUAUUUCAAUCUUCAACAGUCUGUUCAACUGUACUGUAUGUGUCAUACCCCUUGAUUUGUGUGGUUUUAUUUUUCAUGUUUUAUACAAAAGGUGAGGAGAUGGGGUUUCAUAUGGGGAUGGAUAGGUGGUGCGUCAGUAGUCGUAGAUAAGAGAACAUUCAAUAAAAAUCAGAUGUUAGAAGGACAAGAAGGGCAAUCACUUUUCUAAUUAAUGAAAAUUGCAGGACAGGAACUGAACCCCUAGGACACAAGUUGUGUUCAUUAAAUUGUAACAUGUUAAUGUUGCCUGUAAAUAGUAAUAAGUGUUCAAAGUGGCCCACUUAGAAUGACCGGUGAGACCUGCAUUUGAAAAACAGACAUGUUCAGGACGCUUGUUUUUGCAUGUGUUCCAUCAGCAUGUGAGUUAAUUUGAGAGACGGCCUGUCUGUCUUGACUAACAGCUACCAUUCCUUUAUUUAUUAUUUUAGAUAUUAAAACUGAAUACAAACAAACAACUACGUCAACUCUUACUCACACCACUACUCUCCCAACUUGUGUAUUGUUACACAAUGUUGUUAUUUCAUAAAGAAAGUUCAACAGGUUUGUUUCUUGAAGCAAUGAAUGGAGUCAACGUUGUAUUUUGACUUAGGACAUCCACGUAAGUGUGGAUGGAAAGUUCUGGAGGAAUGUGAAUAUUUAAGUCUCUUAUUUUAGUGUUUUUGAAUUAAGAGGAAGAGUGUUUUUACAACCAAGGUCUGGCCUAUAAGGGCACACAUCUUUUACAUGUAUUAUGGCCCUGUGUAAACUAAUUCAUGCAUUUUAGUAGAAAUCUAAUAUUAUGUCUUAAAAAUAAAUUCAUGUUUUAUUACA